Eptesicus fuscus (big brown bat) is the source of this 3603-nucleotide messenger RNA. RefSeq names its product protogenin (gene PRTG). Gene Ontology annotation, cellular component: axon; plasma membrane. The record is from RefSeq and is a predicted model, not a curated record. The transcript has 20 exons. Gene Ontology annotation, biological process: cell-cell adhesion; axon guidance. Gene Ontology annotation, molecular function: protein binding. Bases 1 to 3603 code for a protein of 1200 amino acids. NCBI's taxonomy places the organism in Eukaryota, Metazoa, Chordata, Mammalia, Chiroptera, Vespertilionidae.
AUGGCGCCUUCUCUGCGACCCCUCGCCCGGCCGCGGCCGCCGGGGAUGCUGCUGCUCCGCGCGCUCCUGCUGCUCCUCGGCUCAGUUCCAGGAAUGUGGUGCUUUAGCGAACUGUUUUUUGUAAACGAACCACAGGAUGUAACUGUCACAAGAAAGGACCCAGUCAUGUUAGAUUGCCAGGCUCAUGGAGAAAUUCCUAUUAAGGUCACAUGGUUGAAAAAUGGAGCAAAAGUGUCUGAAAAUAAACGGAUCCAGGUCCUGUCUAACGGCUCUUUAUACAUCAGUGAGGUGGAAGGCAAGCGAGGAGAGCAGUCGGAUGAAGGAUUUUAUCAGUGCUUGGCAAUGAACAAAUAUGGAGCCAUUCUUAGUCAAAAAGCUCAUCUGACCUUAUCAACUAUUUCUGCAUUUGAAAUUCAGCCAGUUUCUACUGAGGUCCAAGAAGGUGGAAUUGCUAGAUUUGCAUGCAAGAUUUCAUCAAACCCUCCUGCAAUUAUAACAUGGGAAUUAAAUCGAACAACUCUACCCGUAACUAUGGACAGCAGGAUGACUGCCCUACCAACAGGAGUAUUGCAGAUCUAUGAUGUUGGCCCAAGGGAUGCUGGAAAUUAUCGUUGUGUUGCUGCUACUGUAGCCCACAGGCGUAAAAGUAUGGAGGCUUCUCUAACAGUGAUUCCAGCUACGGAGUCUAAAUCCUUCCACACACCAACGAUUAUAGCAGGUCCACAGAACAUAACAACAUCUCUUCAUCAGACUGUUGUUUUGGAAUGCAUGGCCACAGGAAGUCCCAAACCAAUCAUUUCUUGGAGCCGUCUUGAUCACAAGUCCAUUGAUGUCUUUAAUACUCGGGUACUUGGAAAUGGUAAUCUCAUGAUAUCUGAUGUCAAGCUGCAACAUGCUGGUAUAUAUGUUUGUCGGGCCACUAUCCCAGGCACACGAAACUUUACAGUUGCCAUGGCAACUUUAACUGUAUUAGCUCCUCCUUUAUUUGUCGAAUGGCCAGAAAGUUUAACAAGGCCUCGAGCUGGCACUGCUCGAUUUGUAUGUCAGGCAGAAGGAAUCCCCUCACCCAAAAUGUCAUGGUUGAAAAACGGAAGGAAGAUACAUUCAAAUGGUAGAAUUAAAAUGUACAACAGUAAAUUGGUAAUUAAUCAGAUUAUUCCGGAAGAUGAUGCUAUUUAUCAGUGCAUGGCUGAGAACAGCCAAGGAUCUAUUUUAUCUAGAGCCCGACUGACCGUAGUCAUGUCAGAAGACCGACCCAGUGCUCCCUAUAAUGUGCACGCUGAAACCAUGUCAAGUUCAGCCAUCCUUUUAGCUUGGGAGAGGCCACUUUAUAAUUCAGACAAAGUCAUCGCUUAUUCCGUGCACUACAUGAAAGCAGAAGGUUUAAAUAAUGAAGAGUAUCAAGUAGUCAUCGGAAAUGACACAACUCAUUAUAUUAUUGAUGACUUAGAACCUGCCAGCAAUUACACUUUCUACAUUGUGGCAUAUAUGCCAAUGGGAGCCAGCCAGAUGUCUGACCACGUGACACAGAAUACUCUAGAAGAUGUUCCCCUGAGACCUCCUGAAAUCAGUUUGACAAGUCGAAGUCCCACUGAUAUUCUCAUCUCCUGGCUGCCCAUCCCAGCCAAAUAUCGGAGGGGCCAAGUGGUGCUCUAUCAUCUGUCCUUCCGCCUAAGCACUGAGAACUCCAUUCAAGUUCUGGAGCUCCCGGGGACCACGCAUGAGUACCUUUUGAAAGGCCUGAAACCUGAUAGUGUCUACCUGGUGCGGAUUACUGCUGCCACCAGAGUGGGGCUGGGAGAGUCAUCAGUAUGGACUUCACAUAGGACACCCAAAGCUACAAGUGUGCAAGCCCCUAAGUCUCCAGAGUUACAUUUGGAGCCUCUGAACUGCACCACCAUUUCUGUGAAGUGGCAGCAGGAUGCUGAGGACACGGCCGCCAUCCUGGGCUACAAGCUGUACUACAAAGAGGAAGGGCAGCAGGAGAACGGCCCCAUCCUCUUAGACACCAGCGACCUUCUCUAUACCCUCAGCGGCCUAGACCCCAGAAGAAAAUACCACGUGAGGCUGCUGGCUUACAACAACAUAGAAGAUGGUUAUCAGGCAGACCAGACAGUCAGCACCCCAGGAUGUGUGUCUGUUCGUGAUCGCAUGGUUCCUCCUCCACCACCACCCCACCAUCUCUAUGCGAAGGCUAACACCUCAUCUUCCAUCUUCCUGCACUGGAGGAGGCCUGCAUUCACCACGGCACAAAUAAUUAACUACACCAUUCGCUGUAACCCUGUCGGCCUGCAGAAUGCUUCUUUGGUUCUAUACCUUCAAACAUCAGAAACGCACAUGUUGGUUCAAGGACUAGAGCCAAACACCAAAUAUGAAUUUGCUGUCCGAUUGCAUGUGGAUCAGCUUUCCAGUCCCUGGAGCCCUGUCGUCUACCAUUCUACACUCCCAGAAGCACCAGCAGGCCCACCAGUUGGGGUAAAAGUGACGCUGAUAGAGGAUGACACUGCUCUGGUUUCUUGGAAACCCCCCGACGGCCCAGAGACGGUUGUGACACGCUACACUAUCUUAUAUGCAUCGAGGAAGGCCUGGAUUGCGGGAGAGUGGCAGGUCCUACACCGAGAAGGGGCCAUAACCAUGGCUUUGUUGGAAAACCUAGUGGCAGGAAAUGUGUACAUUGUCAAGAUAUCUGCAUCCAAUGAGGUGGGGGAAGGACCCUUUUCGAAUUCUGUGGAGCUGGCAGUGCUUCCAAAGGAAACUUCUGAGUCAAAUCAGAGGCCCAAGCGUUUAGAUUCUGCUGAUGCCAAAGUUUAUUCAGGCUAUUACCAUCUGGACCAGAAAUCAAUGACUGGCAUUGCUGUAGGUGUUGGCAUCGCCUUGACCUGCAUCCUCAUCUGUGUUCUCAUCUUGAUAUACCGAAGCAAAGCCAGGAAGUCAUCUGCUUCCAAGACGGCACAGAAUGGAACUCAACCGUUAUCUCGAACCAGUGCCUCCCUAGCCGGUGGAAAUGAAGUAGGAAAGAACCUGGAAGGGGCUGUAGAAAAUGAAGACUCCUUAAUACCGAUGAAGAUGCCCAACAGCUUCAUUGAUGCAAAGGGAGGAACUGACCUGAUAAUUAAUAGCUAUGGUCCUAUAAUUAAAAACAACUCUAAGAAAAAAUGGCGUUUUUUCCAAGAUUCUAAGAAGAUAAAAGUUGAGCAGCCUCAAAGAAGAUUUACUCAAUCGGUCUGCUUUUACCAGCCAGGCACGACUGUGUUAAUUAGUGAUGAAGACUCCCCCAGCUCCCCAGGUCAGACAACCAGCUUCCCAAGACCGUUUGGUGGUGCAGCCGAUACUGAGCAUUCAGCCAAUAGUGAAGGCAGCCACGAGACCGGGGAUUCUGGAAGGUUCUCUCACGAGUCCAAUGACGAGAUACACCUGUCUUCGGUUAUAAGUACCACACCCCUGACCUCUGAUUCCCUCGCUGGCAGUGAUUCAGGUGGGAAUCUCUCCACGAGGAAGUGCCGAGACCCUGCAGUGGCGUCAGAUGCUGAGCAAACUACCUCUUCAGUUCUGCGGCCACCAUCUGCCAUGCUAAGCUUUGAUAAAAAUGAUUUCCCAAUCUAG